GUCCUCAUCAAGCUUUGACACUAUAACAUAAAUAUUAUAUUUAUAUAAAACCAAAGAAGAACAGGUUCCAAUGGUACUACUGUGGCAGAUAGAGCCCUCUCGUUUCACCAGAAAUGAAGGAGAAUUCCCUGGUUUUUGUCUUCCUCUACAGAUAGCAGGUUCCUGAUUUUAUGUUUACCAAAAAAAACAAGCCCCCACCUUUCGUUACCGCACCGAAAACAAGAAACUGACACUUGAAUUUGGAGCCAUGGAUGAAAAUUAAGGAAACAGACAAGCUUUCCACAUUAUCACUAUAUUUCUUGGUUUCCUCUCAGUUUCAAAUGUCAAAAAUCUCAGGCGAUGAUGGAAGCCUCUCUUCUGGUAACACUGGAGAGGAAGUCCACCAGCUGCUCCUCAAAAAUAACUUCCCACCGGCCUCAGUUUCCAACACCAAUAGUUCUUCCUCUCAACAGCCACAGCCACAGCCACAGCCACAGCCACCGGUCAAGAGGAAGAGAAAUUUACCAGGAACUCCAGAUCCAAAUGCUGAAGUUAUAGCUCUAUCACCGACGACGCUUAUGGCGACAAAUCGGUUCGUAUGCGAGAUAUGCAACAAAGGAUUUCAAAGGGACCAGAACCUACAAUUGCACCGGAGAGGCCACAAUCUUCCGUGGAAGCUAAGGCAAAGGACCACCACUGAAGUCAAGAAACGAGUCUACAUAUGCCCCGAGCCCACUUGUGUCCACCACAACCCUGCUCGUGCACUGGGGGAUCUCACUGGAAUAAAGAAGCAUUUCAGCCGUAAGCAUGGGGAGAAGAAAUGGAAAUGCGACAAGUGCUCCAAAAAAUACGCUGUGCAAUCGGAUUGGAAAGCUCAUCAGAAGACCUGUGGUACUAAGGAAUACAAAUGUGAUUGUGGAACCAUUUUUUCAAGGAGAGACAGCUUCAUCACCCAUAGAGCAUUCUGCGAUGCAAUAGCUGAAGAAAACAUCAAGGUGAACCAAGGGCUAAUGAAUAACGCGGGAUCAAACUUACAAAACCAAAUGCCAGAUCUUCUCAUGUCAUCAAUGCCAAUGUGCAAUGACAACACAUUUAUGGGAAUAUCUGAUUUCAACAACUUUGACUCGAAAAGUACCCCACUCAAAUCCCUUUCCCAAGAGCUAGUGCCAAUGCCAUUUAGGUCCAUGAACAUAGGAGGAGGCAUGUUUUCAAGCAGCUCGGGCACUCUAUUUGGCACCACGAGAAGCAUUUCUUCAGCUUCGUCUAGCCUACAGCUCAGUUCAAACGGUUCAUCUGGCUUCAAUUAUUUGCAGGAUACCAAAAAAGGUUGCCAAAUUGCCGAGUCGCCCCACAUGUCUGCAACAGCCUUGCUGCAGAAAGCAGCCCAAAUGGGUGCAACUGCAAGUAAUAGUAUAAACUCACCAAUGAUGCAAACAAGCUUUGCUAGUAGCAUGGCAGGUCCUUACCAGGCCAUUAGACCGCCAACUUUUGGCGGUAUUCAGCAGCAAAACAUAUCUAAUUAUGACCAAUUCCCAUCACAAACUGACCAGUCAAGCAUGGUUGGAAUCAGCGAGGGAUUCUCCAACCAACUCAUGCAAAAAAGCCCCAAUGAAUUCGCCCAACUUUUUCAAGGAAGCUCAGCAAUGAACGAGAUGGGAAUGUUGACUAACAUGCUCAUCAGUGGAGUUGACCGAAACCAAGGCUUGAUGAAGAACGUGGAACAUGAAGGUAGUGGUAGUUCUUAUAACUUGUUGCAACGAAGGAAGCCAACGGGGCCAUCAAUAUAUGGAGCCAGCAGUGGAGGAGGUAACAUGACGACCCUUGAUUUCAUGGGGAUCGGAGGGUCAAGGCCGACCAAUUUGCACGAACAGCAGCAUCUGCAACAAAGGUUGGAAUUGGAAGCAAUAAGCCAACAAAGACUGCCAAUGAUGAACCCUUUCCAGCAACAGUACUCGGAUGGGGAUUCAACUAUUGAAAAGCCCAUCUGGGAUGUCUGAGAGCUAUUGUUUUUUGUUUUUCUUUGGUUAUUCUAUGUUGUCAGCCUUCCCUGGAAGAUUUUCCAGGUGACAGUGCUGAGAUGGCCAAUUUGGCAUUAGCUAGGUACCAAAGAGGGUUCAAAGGGUCCACACCCAUUUAUCUAUCCUUUUAAGUUCAUGAAUGAUGAACAGUGGGAAAGGGAAAGCAAUGUGUAAACCUUGUAUCCACUCCCCCAAAAAGCCUCAUUUUUCUUUCAAA
Gossypium arboreum is the source of this 2214-nucleotide messenger RNA. RefSeq names its product zinc finger protein GAI-ASSOCIATED FACTOR 1-like. The transcript is spliced from 3 exons. Gene Ontology annotation, cellular component: nucleus. Bases 252 to 1976 code for a protein of 574 amino acids. NCBI's taxonomy places the organism in Eukaryota, Viridiplantae, Streptophyta, Magnoliopsida, Malvales, Malvaceae. The record is from RefSeq and is a predicted model, not a curated record. Gene Ontology annotation, molecular function: DNA-binding transcription factor activity.